UGUUCCGUGGAGGAGGAGGGCGAGGGAGUGUGCAGCCUUCAGCAGGCAGACCGUCAAGCGCAAAAAGACACAAGGCUCAUCCGCUCGCCUCCCCAUUGACGUCAGUCCGGUAUCACAUGAACCAGCAGCGGCCAAUCGGCGCGGCGCUGCCGGAGAGAGCUGGCUCCUUUACAGCAAGAUAGGGGAGGGAGACGGAAUAAAAGGAAACCGAGCCAGUGAGCCUGUAAUGAGCACAAACCCCUACAGAGGAAGCGAGACAAGCCGCAAUAGGAUCUUUAUUUCCUCUUCGUCCUUCUCCUCGCGUCUUUCUGGCGGUGGAUUUAUUCGUUUUGGCACCGAGGCGGCGGAGGGAAUGGAUAAUAAGGCCAUGGCGCUAACGUACUGAAGUCGCUCCUUUUUGGCAAGAACAGACUCGUUCAUGGAGCAAAAUGGCGGAUUGUUUACAGUGUAUCGUAAAAAAGGCUCCCCGUGUGGAUAUCCUGCCAUAAAACUACUCGAAGGCUCCUUGAGCGGCCUCGUCUCCAGUAAUUAGUCGGGUUCUAGCACCACUCGGUAGGUAGACACCCCCUCCCCCAGCACCAGCUCCAGCACGGCCACAAUAGACAUCGCUCAUUUUGAUACAUCUGCACCUACUGUACAUGUCGGUCUCCCCUCCUCGAUUAGGACCGCGGUGGGAUUACUAAAACAUGGAUUUCAACAGCACCGGGGGAGGCAACGAACUGCACAACAACCAGUUUUAUCAAUGCGAGGAGAGCAAGCCUCUACUGGGGGACAUGUCGGAGGGGAACAACAACGCCAAAGUGGGCGCCGGGCCGUGUAAGCGCAGCCUGCAGCAACACUGCAGCAGCAGCGGGAUGCGCUACAAGCUGCUCCACGAAGGGGACAUCCAGGUGUGCGUGGUCAAACACCCACGCACCUUCCUCAGCAAGAUCCUCACCUCCAAGUUCUUGCGGAGAUGGGAGCCGCAUCACCUCACGCUCACAGACAGCAGCCUGACCUCGGCCACCCCUACUGGUUACAUGGAGACGUCGUUGUCCUACAGCUCCAUAGAGGACCUGCAGCUCCUUUCAUGGGACAAUGCACCAAAGUACUGUGUCCAGCUAAGCUUUCCUGGUGGCACUGUCCUGCUGCAGGCCGCUAACAGCUACUUAAGGGACCAGUGGUUUCACUCCUUACAAUGGAAGAAAAAGAUCUACAAAUAUCGAAAGGUGUUGAAUAAUCCAAGUCGCUGGGAUGUAGUACUGAAGGAGAUCAGAGCACUAGUGGACAUGGCCCUGACCUCACCACUGCAGGAUGAGUCCAUCCACCAGGCCCCUCUACACAUCAUCUCCACUCUGCUAGCUGAGAACUCCAAUCUCAGCUCACAGGAUCAUGAGAACAUCAUUGUGGCUAUUGCACCUCUUCUGGAAAACAACCACCCACCCCCAGAUCUGUGCGAGUUCUUCUGUAAGCACUGCCGGGAGCGUCCACGUUCAAUGGUGGUUAUAGAAGUGUUCACUCCUGUGGUACAGAGAAUCCUCAAACACAACAUGGAUUUUGGAAAGUGCCCUCGACUGCGCCUGUUCACUCAGGAGUACAUUUUGGCUCUCAAUGAACUCAAUGCAGGAAUGGAAGUGGUCAAGAAGUUUGUUCACAGCAUGCACGGGCCAACAGGGCAGUGCCCUCACCCUCGUGUUCUGCCAAACCUGGUUGCAGUAUGUCUUGCUGCCAUUUACUCCUGUUAUGAGGAUUUCAUUAACAGUCGAGACAACUCUCCGAGCCUGAAAGAAAUCAGAAAUGGCUGCCAGCAACAGAAUGAUCGCAAGCCUCCAAUGCCACUCCGCCUGCUGCGCCCAGAGCCCCCGACGCCGCCUUCUGCCACCCUGCUCCAACUCUCCUCUAACCUUACUCCUCCUCAGCCACCGCCUCCUGUUCCUCCAAACCCUCCACCUUCAAUCCCCAUAUCGUCCCCAACACCCUCCCUUCCCCUCUCUCCAUCUCCGUCUGUGGUCAACUCCAGCGAGAUCCUGGUGGAGUUAGAACGCAACAACAACUCUGCCAACACAAAGCGAAAGCCAGACGCCAAUAGUGAACCCAACCUCAUUGACUGUCUGCUGGUCAGCCCGGCUGUCAACACUCUGUCCAUUCAGCUGCCAGCGCAGGCUGACCGGGUGCUUGGCUGCUUUGCUCUUAUCCUCAAGAUGCUGUCUGAUUAUGAUGACUGGAGACCUGCGCUGGCCAGCCUGUUGCAGCCCAUUCCUUUUCCUAAAGAGGCCCUUGCACAUGCCAAAUUUACAAAGGAACUAAAAUACGUAAUUCAGAGGUUUGCACAGGAUCCAAGGCAAGAGGUCCAUUCUUGUCUACUCAGUGUGCGUUCUGGAAAAGAUGGCUGGUUUCAGCUUUAUAGUCCAGGAGGCGUGGCCUGCGAUGACGAUGGAGAGCUGUUUGCCAGUAUGGUCCAUAUCUUGAUGGGCUCUUGCUAUAAGACCAAGAAGUUCCUCCUCUCUUUGGCUGAGAACAAGCUGGGCCCUUGCAUGCUAUUGGCUUUGCGUGGGAACCAGACAAUGGUGGAGAUUCUAUGUCUGAUGCUGGAGUACAACAUCAUCGAGAACAAGGACACCCAGCUGCAGAUCAUCUCCACCCUGGAGAGCACCCAAGUGGGCCUGCGUAUGUACGAACAACUCUGCGACCGACAGCGAGAACUCAAAGAACUGCAAAGAAAAGGAGGCCCCACCCGCCUGACUCUUCCUUCCAAGUCCACGGAUGCGGAUCUUGCUCGCCUGUUGAGUUCAGGUUCUUUUGGGAACCUGGAGAAUCUCAGCCUGGCCUUCACCAACGUCACCAGUGCCUGUGCCGAGCAGCUCAUCAAGCUGCCUUCGCUUAAACAGCUUAACCUGUGGUCCACUCAGUUUGGAGAUGCAGGAUUGCGGUUGUUAUCAGAGCACUUGGCCUGUCUUCAAGUGCUGAACCUGUGUGAGACCCCCGUCACUGAUGCUGGUUUACUGGCUCUCAGCUCCAUGAAGAGUUUGUGUAGUCUGAACAUGAACAGCACCAAGCUUACAGCUGACACCUACGAGGACCUCAAGGCCAAACUGCCCAACCUAAAAGAUGUGGAUGUUCGGUACACAGAAGCCUGGUGAUGGACCCCCCUCACAUAGCACGUACGGGUAACCAGACUCUCACUAGAACUGAAAGCAGGUUAUGUUCGCCAGGUGUUUGUCGCCAUCAUCAAAGCAGGAUCUCGGACACCAAUCAUCACACAGGGAGAAACGGCUUGCUUUUGAAGUGUAAACCUCCCAUUUUCUUAAAGUAAGAAAGCUUUAUGGACCUUGUCGCUCCCCUUCUCACUGUUGCCGAUGUAUAACGGACCUUUUUUGCUAAUUUGACGAGACGACGUUUAAGGACCUUGUAACAAAAGAUAUAAUUUUAGCUCCAUCGUCCAACUGUUUUUAUCUAUCUCGUGAUGAAGCGCUUACAUUCCAGCUCUUCUCCACUCUGAUCUAAGAUGUAGCGAUCCAAUCAAUUCGACCUUGCACCCUUCAAUUCAAGUCCGACUUUGUUUGGGGAACGGUGCUGCCUUUUUUUUUCCUGUUCCGUAUCUACAGAGACACACGCAGACACACACAAAAACGGUCUGUACCUGCUUAAAUGAACAUAUUUUUCCAGGCCUUCUGCGCUUUCAUAUAUUGUGUGUUUAUAUGUAGAUGAAUGUCAGUAAUGACAUUUGAGAAUGAUCUUUGUAGGAGAACUGAACAGUGACAGCAAAAUCUGCCCCUUUUUAAGUUGUUAGUGUACAUUCUGAUUCAUAUUUAGUAGGACUUCUGUGUAGCAGUAGCUGGGUGGUCUGGGACUGCCUCUUAUUUAUAAGCCUCUAAUACUCUGUUGGAUGUAAUCCUGGCGGGGAAGAUGUACACAGACUCUGUUCUUUCUUUGCUUCUUUUGGACACUUCACACACAAAGCCAACCUCUCUGUACUUUGCUACUAUGCUAUGGUGGUCGCAUGGACUUGUUCAUGUCCACCUCGAAACCAGCUAAGAGUUUGUGUGCUUUGUAUUUUGGCCCUACACGGAGAAAAGGGACACUCGCCAAACAUCAAACCUGAUUUUGUUGCAUCAAGCCAACACAAGUGUCUGACAUCUUGUGUACGUUGGAAGUCUUGUGACCGCUGACUCUUUCCUGUGUUGUAUUUCAUCAUUUCUAAUCAAAAUGUCGAGACACAACUCAUGUAUAUAUUAUAAAUGUGGGCUAUCAAAGAAAAACUGUUUUUUUCUCCAUCAACAUUCCCUCAUUUAAAUGUAGUAACCGCCCUGACGCACUGAAGCCAGUCAGGUUAACCUGCUUCUCACACCCAUUUUGCUCUAUAUGACCUUUUUCAUUUGGUUUGUGCCACCUGCAGAAAGCUCCAGGUUGUCGAAGCCGUCCACUGCGAGAUAUUUACUUUCCUAUUUAUUGGCUGCCCCGCGGUUUUCUGUUUGGUCAGUAGAUUUCGGGCAAUUUCUGGGACUGGGUCAAAAUUUAGGACCUGGUGAUAAUUUUCAUAUCCUGUAUAAUGUACAUAGAAUUGUAUAUAGUCUCUCUUUUACUAUGUUUAAGCCCUUUUUCUUUGUCAUCUUCUUUUCUGUACUGGUUUUUGUCCUCCUCUCAUUGGUAGGCCCAUGUUGCCUUGGUUUUUUGCAAAGUGUGUGUGUGUGUGGUCGUUUUGUUGUUUCACACAAAGUGCACUGUAAUCUAAAGGAUGUGUUUUAAGGCAUACUAUUUUUUAGCUUUAUUGAUUUGAUGAUUACAUGAAUUAGACGUGUCGGUUGUGUUUUGUUGGUAUUGUUUUUCAGGUUUAUUUUGUAUGUCUCUAAUAUUUUACUGGUGGUUUGAAACCGUGAUUUAAAGGGCCUGAUCACUAUCUGAAUGGAAAAAUCUGGUUUCCAGGAGCCGCUCGUAAGAUCUUGUCAUAAUUGGUACAGUCAAGCUGAGACUGUACUUACUCAUUUGUACUAUUAGCUGAGACUUGACAAAACACGAUGACCACUCUAUUUAUUAAAAGCAUUUCCUUCAACAAAAGUGCUGUAAAACUGCUGCCCGACUAUUUCAGGAGCUCCAUCUUCAAUGGCCAAAUGUCCUUCAAUUGCUGUACUUGUGUUUACAAUUUCAUGUUUUGUCUUGAUUGAUAACCACUGUCACAUUUGUACGCUACAUGUGGACCUAUUAUUCAUUUUGAACAACUAGAAAAUAGAGAGCUGAUUGGUGCAAAUCUAUGACAAAAUCUCAGGAAAUGCAUGGAGGAAAUAAAAGUACAGUGGUACCUCAACUUAGGAGCUUAAUGGGUUCUGUGACAGACCUCUUUACUCAAAACUCUUGUAUCUGCUUGCCCCUCUCGAACAUCACAAUUUUAAGAUCUAACAUGACUUUUGGAGAAUUAAUACUGUAUAAAAAGUUCAAUAUAAUGUACUACUAACAAUUACAAUAGUUUUAUGAAGUAAUGUAAUAAUAAUGUACAACAUUUACCUUGGAGAGUAGACUUCUACGGUAUCUCCUUCUAGCCACCUUUCUGUCAAACACCAUCAGCAGCUGUUUCUGUCAAACACACCAUCAGCAGCUGUUUCAUAUUUUCAUGGAUACAUGUCUACCGCUUAGAUAUUAUUUUAACAUUCUUGGUUGGCGUUAGACUCAUUUUGCUUCAGUAGGGUGCAGACUAGCACUGCUAAGCUCAAAUUACUUUGCCAAGAUGGCGACACGCUCAGUCAUGUUUUUGAUGAUUUGUUUUUUUUUUUAAUCGAUUAAUACCAUCUACUUCUUUUGCUCAACACUGUCCUUCACACUCAAUGUUUUCCUUCCCAUUGUUGAAAAACAAAGUUGUGUCGAUCUAAUGCUAACGAGUAAGAUCAGACGUUUAGAUCGGCUCUUAAAGGCUUCACUGUGACAUUUGCUAUGCCAACUAAUGGAGGGGAUGCUUGUACUCAGUUGUUUGCUUGCAACUUAAAGCAUAGCAAUUAGCCAAAAGACAGCUCUUAUCUCAAAACACUAAGCGCCUGAUUUACUAAAAUCCUAAUACCGCGCACUAGACAAAACGGGCAAUCUAUAAAAUAGCGUGUACUAUUCGUGGGUGUGUUGUGUGUGAUUUACUAACACUGCGUGUGCAAUUGCAAAGUGGUGCAGACCGCCUUCUUUGAUAACAUGUACUAGAGGUGGGGGAAAUGAUAGAUUUUUUUUUUAUGCAUCGCCAUUCAGACAUGGACGAUUAUAAAAUCGAUUAGUAUACAUCAAUAAUUGAUAACCGAUUUAUUUUAUUGUAAAUAAAGUAACGCAGACAUUUCUGACUGCAAAGAUCCACCUCACCGAGAGAUCCGACCAGCUCCAUUACUAUCGGGCUCUUAAGGUCCAGUUUUGCUCACAUAUCAAUGAAGUGAAUAAAAGUGAUGGAAAUUUCUUAUUACAAAUGCACUGUUUUUAAAAGUUGCAAGUGGUAAACGCUUAUUUAGUGAAACCUAAAGAAAUGUAAAACUGUGUCAAUACACGUAGAUUAGAAACGCAUCAAUAAUCAAUUUUUAAUCGCAUCGUAGCUCCUGAAUCGGAAUCGUAACAGAAUCGUGAGGUGGCCAAAGAGUCCCCCCUCUAGCAUGUACUAUACAGGGCAUCACCACGGAUACACUCUCAUUUACUGCACAUUCAUGUUAUCAGGCUGCUACAGCACCUGCAGCGUUUUGCUGUGUUUUUAAACAAGCAUGAGAUAUGUGCACUUUAGAAGCAGUCUUGUGGUGUAUUUACUGUACACUGGCACCACUUGUUUUUUUGUUUUUUUUUACAGCUGAAGGUGCGGUCAUUAGGGAGAGGCUGCACAUUGCUCUGCUCAAAAUGCAAAAAAAUUAUACUUAAAUCUAGAGAUGUCCGAUAAUAACGGCCUGCCUAUAUUAUCGGCCGAUAAAUGCUUAAAAUGUAAUAUCGGAAAUUAUCGGUAUCAUUUUUUUUUUAUUAUCAGUAUUGGGUUUUUUUUUUUAAAUUAA
Molecule: messenger RNA, 6974 nt
Organism: Entelurus aequoreus (snake pipefish)
Lineage: Eukaryota; Metazoa; Chordata; Actinopteri; Syngnathiformes; Syngnathidae
Gene: cmip
Product: c-Maf inducing protein
Exons: 21
Coding region: 687-3119 (810 amino acids)
Cellular component (GO): cytosol; nucleoplasm
Source: RefSeq, a predicted model, not a curated record